Messenger RNA from Trichoderma aggressivum f. europaeum, 1038 nucleotides. RefSeq lists its product as uncharacterized. Gene Ontology annotation, cellular component: Golgi apparatus; recycling endosome. Bases 1 to 1038 code for a protein of 345 amino acids. NCBI's taxonomy places the organism in Eukaryota, Fungi, Ascomycota, Sordariomycetes, Hypocreales, Hypocreaceae. Gene Ontology annotation, molecular function: GTPase activity; GTP binding. Gene Ontology annotation, biological process: exocytosis. The record is from RefSeq and is a predicted model, not a curated record. The transcript is spliced from 5 exons.
AUGCCCUGGGCGGCACUACUAUGCCCGUCUGAUGGCUACAAAAUUGCUGUGAUGUUGUUUGCUAAGCAGCUGCACGAGCCCGAGCCUGAGCACAAGACAGCACAGUUGAUCAUCAACCCCUGCAAGUUCCUUACCAACCUGUGCUACCAAUCGUCAGAGCCGCGCAGCCACUUCUUCCCCUCCACAUCCACAUCCACAACCACAACCACACAUCUCAGCGUCACAGCUUCCCUUGUGCAGCAUCAAACCGCCUUCACUCACCUGCGCGCAUCGACCCGUUCCGCUGCUACCAUGGCCAACGACGAAUAUGAUGUAGGUUCCGCCCCCUUCAAGCCCAGCAACGAAAUGAACACCUGGCGGAACGCUAACGGCGAUGCUUCAACCCCCACUAGUUCCUCUUCAAAGGUGCCGCCCUCCCUUCCUACGUGGAUGGCCAACGCCGCCAAUCUGCUCCGUGGCCGCAUGCCUACUAACACCGACCGAUUCACCCGCAACGAGUUCAACCUCGACUCCAAGUCAACUAUCGGUGUCGAGUUUGCCACUAGAUCGAUCCAGGUCGACUCCAAGACCAUCAAGGCGCAGAUUUGGGAUACAGCUGGUCAGGAGCGUUACCGUGCCAUUACUUCCGCAUACUACCGUGGUGCCGUGGGCGCCCUCCUCGUCUAUGACAUCAGCAAGCACCAAACCUACGAGAACGUCACGAGAUGGCUAAAGGAGCUUCGGGACCAUGCCGAUGCGAACAUUGUCAUCAUGCUGGUCGGCAACAAGAGCGAUUUGAGACACCUGAGGGCUGUGCCUACGGAUGAGGCCAAGGGCUUUGCUAGCGAGAACCAUCUUUCUUUCAUCGAGACGUCUGCCCUCGAUGCCAGCAACGUUGAGCUUGCCUUCCAGAACAUCCUUACUGAGAUCUACCGAAUCGUAUCUAGCAAGGCUCUCGACAGCGGUGAUGGUGCCCAGGCCACCAUUGGUGCCGGCACUAACAUCUCACUCAGCAAGACAGCCGACGAUGAGGCUUCCAAGGGCGGCAAGUGCUGCUAA